AUGAGGUCGAGGUCUCACCCUGUUCCUCUCCCAGGCUCGCACUCGCUGCGGUAUUUCCGCACCAUUAUGUCCCGGCCCGGCCUCGGGGAGCCCCGGUUCAUUGCAGUGGGUUACGUGGACGACACGCAGUUCGUGCGCUUCGACAGCGACGCCGAGAAUCCAAGAUAUGAGCCACUGGCGCCUUGGGUGGAGCAGGAGGGGCGGGAGCAUUGGGAGAGGCAGACAAGGUUUGUCAAGAACAGCGAGCAGGUUUACCGACAGAACCUGAGGACCCUGCUGGGUUACUACAACCAGAGCGUGGGUGGCUCUCACACCAUUCAGGUGAUGCAUGGCUGUGACAUGGGGUCAGACAAGCGACUGCUCCGUGGUUACCGUCCGGACGCCUAUGAUGGCCGAGAUUACAUUGCCCUGAACGAGGACCUGAGGACUUGGACCACUGCAGACACAGCGGCCCAGAUCACCCAGCGCAAGUGGGAACGGGCUGGUUUUGCAGAGCAUGAAAAGGCCUACAUAGAGGGCACCUGCUUGGAGUGGCUCCGCAGAUACCUGGAGAACGGGAAGGAGCAGCUGCUGCGCACAGAUCCUCCAAAGGCACAUGUGACCCAUCAUCCUGGACCUAAAGGUGAUGUCACCCUGAGGUGCUGGGCCCUGGGCUUCUACCCUGCGGACAUCACCCUGACCUGGCAGAGGGAGGAGGAGGAACAGACUCAGGACAUGGAGCUGGUGGAGACCAGACCAUCUGGGGAUGGAACUUUCCAGAAGUUGGCAUCUCUAGUGGUGCCUUCUGGGGAGGAGCAGAAAUACACAUGCCAUGUGCACCAUGAGGGUCUGCCUGAGCCCCUCACCCUGAGAUGGGAGCCUCCUCAGGCCACUGUCCCCAUCAUGGCAGUCAUUGCUGUUCUGGUUCUCCUUGGAGUUGUGAUGGUCAUUAGAGCUGUGGGGGCUGUUGUGAGGAAGAGGAAGGGAAAAGCAGGUGGAAAAGGAGGGAACUAUCCUCCAGCUCCAGGUAAGUGUGGGGAGCAGGAUUGUCCCUGA
This is a messenger RNA of Mesocricetus auratus (golden hamster), 1035 nucleotides long. Its product is annotated as H-2 class I histocompatibility antigen, L-D alpha chain-like. Gene Ontology annotation, cellular component: external side of plasma membrane. The record is from RefSeq and is a predicted model, not a curated record. Lineage: Eukaryota; Metazoa; Chordata; Mammalia; Rodentia; Cricetidae. The coding region runs from base 1 to 1035 and encodes 344 amino acids. Gene Ontology annotation, molecular function: signaling receptor binding; peptide antigen binding. The transcript is spliced from 5 exons. Gene Ontology annotation, biological process: antigen processing and presentation of endogenous peptide antigen via MHC class Ib; antigen processing and presentation of endogenous peptide antigen via MHC class I via ER pathway, TAP-independent; immune response.